Messenger RNA from Penicillium cataractarum, 1242 nucleotides. Its product is annotated as cyclin family protein. The coding region runs from base 1 to 1242 and encodes 413 amino acids. The record is from RefSeq and is a predicted model, not a curated record. Gene Ontology annotation, molecular function: protein kinase binding; cyclin-dependent protein serine/threonine kinase regulator activity. Lineage: Eukaryota; Fungi; Ascomycota; Eurotiomycetes; Eurotiales; Aspergillaceae. Gene Ontology annotation, biological process: regulation of cyclin-dependent protein serine/threonine kinase activity. Gene Ontology annotation, cellular component: nucleus; cyclin-dependent protein kinase holoenzyme complex. The transcript has 2 exons.
AUGUCUGCCAACUCCUUCAACCGCGCAGCUCUAGACGAGUUUGUCACACACCGAGUCUCUCGCGAGAUGGUGACGUACCUUGCCCAACAAGCAUCACAGGUCAUCCGAUGCGAGGCCCAUGUGACCAACACUGUCAGCCAGCAUGGCCAACCCACGCCGCCUUCCACACCUCCUAUGGACGCUACCGACUCCCUGCCGCCACUCCCUUCCAUCGAAGCCUUCAUUGCAUCCCUCGUCGCACGGUCGCAGGUCCAGGUGCCCACCCUGAUGAGUUCGUUGGUGUACCUGGGCCGUCUCCGAGCCCGUCUCCCACCCGUGGCCAAGGGCAUGCGAUGCACUGUCCACCGGAUCUUCCUCGCUUCGCUGAUCCUCGCCGCCAAGAACCUCAAUGACUCUAGCCCGAAGAACAAGCACUGGGCUCGGUAUACCGCUGUAAAGGGAUUUGAAGGAUUUGGCUUUUCGCUGCCAGAGGUGAACUUGAUGGAGCGUCAGCUGCUCUUCUUGUUGGACUGGGAGACCCGUGUCACGGAGGAGGAUCUCUUGACUUAUCUGGAACCUUUUUUGGCUCCUAUCCGUCAUCGCAUGGAACAGCAAGAGCGUGAACGGAGAGCGGAGGAAGAGAACCAAUGGAAGCAACAUCACCGUCGUCGUAUCGGUACCCCCGCGGAUCUGCUGGCCAGCCGCCUGCGCCGUCAGAAGGUGGAGGCCCGCGUUGACAGUCGCCGCGGCGAAGUCACCGGCCUGCGUCGGCUCCCUAGCCACGUCUCCUGCCCUGCCAUUCACAACAUUCACAAUUCACCCCAAUCCCUCGCCGAACUUGAACGAUACACUCCCUACCACCGUCACCGCACAUCCCCUCACCGACCUGGCCGGUCCAUCUCCCCGCCUUCCAUCAGAGAUGUCCCCGGUCUCUCCCAUGCGGAGACUCUCAACUCGCUUUGCUCUCGCUCAUCCAGUGCUGCUCCAAGCUCCCGCGGUACCCCUGCCAGCAUCAGCACUUGCUCUUCUCAUGGCACCGACGACGUGAUGCUGGUGACUGAUACCAACACCAGCCCGUCCGUCUCAUCUUUGACAUAUAGCUAUGUCAAUGUCGACUCGAAGCAGCAGUUUGAACCCGCUCGUCAGCCUAGCAAGAAGAUGAAGGUCUCCGGUCAUGGUCACGGCGGUGGCUUUGUCGCACGCUUCCUGGCUUCAGCUACGGGCUCCUACAUGGGGAGCCGCAUCGGUCGGCCUCACGCAUAA